AAAAAAUCCAGGGCAAUUUCAGUUUGACUCGUCUUUUGCUCUGUUCUCGUUGCUUCAUUAUUCAAUUUCCUUAAAAAUUACAAAGCUGGUAAUUCAUUUGAAUUGUAAAUCAACCCACAUCACCUCCAGCUAUGAAAGUGCAGUACGACGAAGAUAACAUUCUGGGCCGUGGGUGCUACUCCAUCGUCUUCCGCGGGACUUUUAAUCGCCAACCGGUGGCCGUCAAGAGAAUCCAGUUGAUUGACGCCAGAGGUAACGGAGAGGAUGAAGCCGAUUUGGCCAGUCUUCAUCACCCGAACGUCGCCAAACUCUUACAUUCAGAAAGCGACACGCAUUUCAAGUACUACGCCCUGGAAUUAUGCGCCGCCUCGCUGGAUCAGCUCUUCCUCAGCGAUCAGGAUCCCAAGAAAUACCGCGGAGCGAUGCCGCCCUACGAUCUCAUCGUCAUACUCCAACUGGCCACCGGCCUCGAGUACAUCCAUUCCAAAGAUCUGGUCCACGGCGACGUCCGCCCAGAAAAUGUCUUGAUCUCGGCGGGCACGGCCGGCAGCCGUCAGAGAGUUCUCCUGAAAUGGGCCGAUUUCGGACUGUGUCGGGCAGAAGAGACGAGCGAAAAAUGGAAGAGAUCCAACUGGGUGGCACCCGAAAUGAUUGAUCAGGCAGAAAACGAAAGUCGUCGUCAUAUCCAUCGACUAGUGCGGACGGAUACCGUGGAGAGUGACAUCUUCUCCGAAGGUUGCGUGUUCUUCUACUUCCUAAUGGGCGGGAUCCAUCCGUUCGGUCCUCACUGGGAAAUCACCUCGAACGUCGUCAAAAAUAAACCCGUCAAUUUCAAAAAAUUGUUGAACGGACAUUUUGCUCGUGCCAUCAUUCAGAUGAUGCUGGAACCGGAGCCGGAGGAUCGUUUGACGUCGGCAGAAGUCGUCCAGCAGCUGAGCGUCAUCAUGAAGCCUCAAGAGGUGAUGAAUAAUGAUUAUGAUGAUGAUGAUGACGAACAGUUUCAACAAAGAGGACUAGAACUGUUGGAAUUAUGCGCCAACCCCGAUCCGGAUGUCGAACAAAUUUGCCAGUUGAUUGACGAAGGUGUCGACCUCAACUGCACCGGAGAAGAGGGCAUGACGCCGUUGCUCUUGCUCUGCCGCUGGAACCAAACCGAACAACUUCACACCUGUCUAAAACUGCUGCUGGUCGAACGAAAGCAUCAGUACACUCCGGUUGACGUCAAUUGUCGCGACAAUAACGGCUGGAACGCACUCCUAUUCCUUUGCCGCCAUUAUCCCAGGGAAGACCUGUUUGAAAUUGUCGAUUUGCUUAUCCGGCACGGCAUCCAAGUCAAUUGCAAGAACGAAGAUGGGGAGAAUGCCCUUCUCUUUCUCUGCCAAUAUUACUCCAACGACAAUUUGAUCGAUAUAGUCCAACUCUUGAUCGAAAAAGAUAUCGAAAUCGACGGCUGUGACAACAACGGCUGGAACGCCCUGCUUUACUUGUCCUUACAUUAUUCCAAUGAAAAUUUGAUCGACAUUGUCGAUUUGCUCAUUCACCGCGGCAUCAACGUGAAUUGCACCAACAACUACGGCAACAACGCUUUGCGCUACCUGUGCCAGUAUUACUCCAAAGAUAAUUUAGUCAGCAUUGUCCAGCUCUUGCUACGAAACGGCAUCGACGUCAACUGCAGAAAUAAUUACGGAAACGACGCUCUCAGAUACCUGUGCCAGUACUACAGCAGGGACGACCUGGUGGCCAUCAUUCAACUGUUGAUUGAGCACGGGAUCGACUUGAAGAUCAGAAAUCACGAAGGCUGGAACGCUCUUUUGACCGUGUGUCAGUAUUAUCUCAAUGACAAUCUUGUCGACGUCGUCCAAUUGUUGAUUCAGCACGGAAUCGACGUCAACGGGAAGAACAAGGACGGCUGGAACGCUUUAAUGCUGCUGUGUCGCUAUUACGCCAAUGAGCAUUUGAUUGACAUUGUCCAGUUGCUCAUUGAGAAAGGCAUCGAUUUGAACAGCAGAACAUUGAACGGAUCCAACGCCCUUUUAAUUUUGUGUGCCAACUACCCGAAAGAUAAUUUGAUCGCCAUCGUGAAAUUAUUGACCCGACACGGGAUUGACGCCCAUUGCAAGGACAGUGAUGGGGGCAAUGCAGUCAGAUACGUGCGACGCUGGUACAAAGGUGCCAACGUUUUGGAAAUAACUCAAUUGUUGAUUAACAACGGUUGCAUUUGCGAAACUUGAACUGUGUAUUAAUAAUUGCAAUAAAUAUAUUUCGUGAACUAGAA
Messenger RNA from Daphnia pulex (common water flea), 2275 nucleotides. RefSeq names its product ankyrin repeat domain-containing protein 50-like. Lineage: Eukaryota; Metazoa; Arthropoda; Branchiopoda; Diplostraca; Daphniidae. The coding region runs from base 132 to 2231 and encodes 699 amino acids. Gene Ontology annotation, molecular function: ATP binding; RNA endonuclease activity; protein serine/threonine kinase activity. Gene Ontology annotation, cellular component: IRE1-TRAF2-ASK1 complex. The transcript is spliced from 3 exons. Gene Ontology annotation, biological process: intrinsic apoptotic signaling pathway in response to endoplasmic reticulum stress; protein phosphorylation; IRE1-mediated unfolded protein response. The record is from RefSeq and is a predicted model, not a curated record.